UGAAUAUCAUUUUAAACGUAUAGUAUCAAUUUUUAAUUAAGAAUAUUACAAAUUGUAGAAAAUAGUCAUUUUAGAAAAUCAGUUACUUCAUAUGAAGAACUCGAAUCUAUAAAACAGUAAAGUAACACGUAAUACGUUAUAAUCAUACAAUUGUAUAUCAUACUUCUUCGUAAUAAAUGUUCUGAAAACAGUAACGAUGUUUUAACUUCCCGGUAUACUUGCCGAUGUAACUUGCUAAAAUGAUAAAAGAUGGCGCUAAAUCUGAAAUUGCUAUGGCAACUGUUUGUCAAACAAUAUAAAGCAAGUGUAAGAAAAAUGUUGAAUGAAAAGUUUUCAGUUUUCAACAUGUAAAUAGAAUUAAUUUCUCAAUGGAUUUCCAACUCCUACAUAUGUACAUACAGUAUUUUGCGUCGUUAAAAUAGUACCUUUUAACAUAUUUUUAUGAGACAUACUGAAACCAAUUCGCAUGACAGCGGUGACAUUAACGGUGAAAACAACUAUCAGGACAUAAUGUCGCUGUACUUUGAUACACGCGUACAAAACCCGGAAACAGCUUCUAUAAGUACUCACGCAAUCUGGCAUGCCAAUUAUCCUUUGUUAGCUGUUGCUGCAUAUUCUCAAGAUAAGGGUGGUUUUGUAACUAUUUAUGAUGAUCAAGGAGAACUCGUACAGGAUGUGGAAUCACCGAGACAUUCAGUAUCGCAGGUGACAGCUCUUGGAUGGCAUCCAGAAAGACGUUGGCUCGUUGUAGGAUGGGAAAGCGGAGAAUUGAGGGUAUGGCCAGGCGAUACUGGGAGCGUUGAAUUUAACUUAAUAGUCACACCGCACCAUGAUCCUAUUACAUUUCUGCAAUGGAGUCAACAUGGAGGAAGAUUGGUAUCGGCGGAUGCAACUGGUUCUAUAGUUGGCUGGAAAAUUGAUUCGAGAGGUCAAUUGUUAAUGAUGUUUCACCAUGAGCUGAAGGAUUCUUUUGCAGAAAUAGUAUUCAAAACAAUUCCACCGAAAUCAGCGUUCGAUAUAAAUGGUUUAGCGAAAGCAGCGAUUGCAGGAGAUGAAAGAUCGUUGGAUAUAUUUAGCUCUUGGCGUCCUAGAACGGCUGUACCAACAACGGUUGCAACGCAAAGAGAUAAUUAUGCAUUUUAUGUUGGAACAAGCAGCGGAGUAAUAUACUUUGUUGACAAUCAGGGUCAAUGUACGGAAGUUCUCAACACGAACGGUGUCGCGUUACAGUUUCUAUUGCACCAUCAAAGUAGAGAUUCCGUUAUUAUUAUGACGGAAGGGUUAAAUAUAGGGCAUUUUCAAGCGGAUCCAAUUACUGGAAGGCUCGUCGAAUUAACAAAAGUGAAACUCAGCGGUAGAUGCGACGUGUCACGAACUAGCCCAGCAAUGUGCUGGGCCGGUGGAAAUACUUUAGCAAUUCUUACAGGAGAAUUAGGUGUCCGUUGUUGGGAUCUUCAUACCGGCGAUAGUUACGUGCUGUCUGCUCCGGAUUCAUCUCCUGGAAAUAUCGCUACACCGCAAGAGAUUUGCACAAGCAUAUCUUUUUGCAAAAAUAAUGGUACUUUGGCUGCUGGUACAAAUCUGGGAACAAUCUAUCUAUGGAAACGUAAAGCUGAAACGGAUUAUGAUGAAAAUGGUUGGUUGAGUAUACCAGAAUCUUGUAGCAUUCAUGGAACAGUGAAACAACUUACAUGGGGAGCUGUUUUAUUGAGAAAUCCAUUACUUGCGGUUAAUUGUAUAACGAAUGUUUUUAUUCUACAUCAACAACCAAUGUGUGCUGCAUAUAAUGACGGUGUUUGCGCCAGUCAACUCGCACCUACUCAAAUUUUACUAGAAAUUGACGAGCUUUCUUACGUUUUGAAAAGCGACAUUCAAAUACAACUGGUAGCUGUAAACAAAGAGCACAUUGCUGUAUCCUCGGGUAGACAAAUCGUGAUUUACGGAAUAUAUAAAGAUAAUUCCGUGACGACUACGAUGGUCACAAGUUUCCAUUGUGAUACGGAGAAGCUGUUAAUUUACGAGCACACUUUGAUCGUUCUGACCCCUGUAGUUAUUCAACUGCGAUCGAUGGAAGGUACAGUUAUGCAGGUGUUACCUACGUUACCAGAAGAAGGUGAACCGAUCACGAUGGACCUUACUGGACAAUAUCUUACGGUUGCAUCUUUGUGUGGAAUUUUAAAAAUUUGGGACUUAAGUAAAAGGGAAGCGAAAUUGCAUACCAGAGCAAUGGCAACUUACGAAGCGAUCAAUGAUUUUGCUGAAAUCAUUGAGGCAAAGUGUAACUCGGACUGUCGUUUAGUAUCCGUUACAGUUGCCAUGACUAACUUGAUGCCCAGUUCGAUUUUAUACGUUUGGGACAUAGAAAGCGAUCAGAUACACGAAUUUGAUUUCGCGGAAUCUAAUGACAUCGACGAAGAUGAUACUGGUCUGGCUGUAAAAUGCAAAGGAAGAUUAGUAACUGCUCAUUGCUGGGACGUGGAUGAUCCUAGACUGCUAAUAUGCCGUGCUCAAAGAUUGGAUAGUCGAGAUUCUAAACAUUCAACGAAACAGAUGAAUGAAAAUGGCUACGAUGUCUCAAAGGUCAAUGUAGUUUUGGUUUCUAUAUUCGCGACGUCGGAUCACGGGAUUGUCGUACAGGACAUAAAACCGGUAACAGAUGAAAAUUCCAGAUUACUGGGUGUUCAGGCUCCGCACAUAAUUAUUCUAAACUCGGAGAAGAACGUCGAAAAUAGUAGCAGAGUGAGGAAAUUGGCCAUGAGGGAAUUCGAGGAACUAGACACAUGCGAUGCUAUAACAAAAAAAGCUGUACUGGAUUUCAGUUUUCACAUAAGCGUUGCUAACAUGGAUGAAGCUUUCAAGGCGAUAAAAUCUAUAAAAAACGAAGGUAUUUGGAAGAGUUUGGCUAGAAUGUGCGUGAAAACGAAACAGUUAAAUAUGGCUCUUUUGUGUUUGGGUCACACGAAACAAGUUAAGGGGGCAAGGGCGCUGAGAGAAGCUAUGCAAGACGAAGGUUUAAACCUGGAAGCCAAGGUGGGGAUGUUGGCUGUACAGCUUGGAUUGUAUAACGACGCCGAACGUCUUUACCGCGAGGCAGGGAGACUGGAUCUAUUGGGCAAGCUACUCGAAGCGCGGAAUAAGUUUAAGGAAGCCAUAGAGUUGGCUAGAAACGAGAAGAAAAUUCGUGAAAAAACGAGCUGUUACAAUUAUGCGAGAGCUCUCGAGAAAGAAGGUAAAAUAACAGAAGCUAUAGACAUGUACACGAGAGCAGAGUGUCAUAGAUUCGAAGUUCCAAGAAUGUUGUUGACGAGACCGCGAGAAUUACUGACGUAUCUUAAUAAUUCCGACGAUCCGGAGAUUAAAAACUGGCAUGCACAGUACAUAGAAUCAACGGGCGACAUGGAGGGAGCGUUACGACUGUACGAACAAGCAAAGAACACGUUGGCAAUGACAAGAUUACUCUGUUACUUCGGUAGAGAAGACGAGGCUAGCGAUUUGGUGUUGCGAACGAAUCAUGCCGCGUCUGCGUAUCAUCUGGCUGCGUAUUAUGAAUCGAAAAACAACGUAGCGCAUGCCAUUCACUUUUAUACGAUAGCCAAGGCUUACACGAACGCGAUCCGCUUGUGUAAAGAACAUGACAUGUUCGAAGAAUUAUGGCCCCUAGCUGUGCUUGCACCAAGACAGACGCAAAUAGAUGUUGCGAAAUACUACGAAGAAAAUGAUCAGUCGGAUAAGGCUGUUUUGUUGUAUCAUAAAGCUGGUCUGCUGCACAAGGCUUUGGACAUUGCAUUCAAGACCAAACAGUAUAGUGCCCUGCAACUUAUUAUCAUGGAUGUUAAUGCGGAUUCCGAUCCAGCAUUGAUAGAGAAAUGCGCUAGUUACUUCGUUGAAAACGAUCAAAUCGAGAAAGCCGUUGAUUUGCUCGCAACAGGAAGGAAAUACAUGAAAGCUCUGGAACUGAUUCAAGAACACAACAUUCUGUUGAGCGAAGAUCUGGCGGAAAAGAUGACCCUGGAUAAAGCAGAUAAUGACAUAGAACGCGAGAAACUUCGAAUUUCCAUAUUACAUAGAAUAGGCGAGAUCGCUUUCGAACAAGGAAACUACCACUUAGCGACGAAGAAGUUCACUCAAGCUGGAAACAAGUUGAGAGCCAUGAAGGCCUUACUGAAAUCGGGCGAUACCGAGAAGAUUUGCUUCUUCGCACAAGUCUCUAGACAGAGAGAGAUUUAUAUCAUGGCUGGAAAUUAUCUACAGUCGUUAGAUUGGCAAAAUCAACCGGAAAUAUUAAAGAAUAUUAUUAAUUUUUAUUCGAAGGGAAAAGCGAUGGAUUUGUUGGCUAAUUUUUAUGUGGCUUGUGCGCAAGUGGAGAUCGACGAAUUUCAGAACUACGAGAAGGCGCUCGAUGCUUUGAAUCAAGCCAGUAGAUGUCUCGCGAAGGUAACCGUUCCGAGAGAUCCAGAUAUUCACAAAAGAGCUAUCGAUCUGGUGAACAAUAGGAUAACUGCGAUCAGACGUUACCUAGACAUCAAGAAAUUGUUCGAUAGGGGAGAGACAAGCGCAGCGACGCAACAAGUGCGUCAGUUGCUCGAAUCUCAUGGACCUGAUUUGGAACAAUCGGUACGUCGCGGUGACUUGUUUGCGACUAUCACGCAGCACUACGUCGACAUCGGCGACACGGAUAAAGCACGCGCUACUAUAGAGGAAUUAAAACGUUUAGUACCUGGAAUUAAUUUAACCUAUUACUACAACGUGAGCGUGUUGGAAGCGCUCGGUUACAAAAUGAAGAUCGAACGAGAAGAAAGUUCUGACAGGGAAGACGACAUCGAAGAACUUUUAGGCGAAUAAGUAAAUUAGAAGAUAGGAUACACGUGAAAUUAUCAAUCCGUCCAUGAGUCCGAUUAUUAUGUAGUUAUGCAGUGGAGUUAUGCAUUUAGUUAUGCAUUUAAAAAAAAUCAUCAUUUAACGUUUA
This is a messenger RNA of Megachile rotundata (alfalfa leafcutting bee), 4966 nucleotides long. RefSeq names its product intraflagellar transport protein rempA (gene rempA). NCBI's taxonomy places the organism in Eukaryota, Metazoa, Arthropoda, Insecta, Hymenoptera, Megachilidae. Gene Ontology annotation, cellular component: ciliary basal body; intraciliary transport particle A; axoneme. Gene Ontology annotation, molecular function: protein binding. Gene Ontology annotation, biological process: intraciliary retrograde transport. The record is from RefSeq and is a predicted model, not a curated record.